AUGCACAUUGAAAAAAUAGCCAAGAAAAUCGCAUCGGGCAUUGGAGUAAUUAAACGUUGUAGGCCUUUUGUUAAUCGAACCACAUUGGAGUCCGUUUUCAAUGCCUUAGUUCAACCGUACUUUAAUUACUGCUGCGAGGUCUGGGGGCAUUGUAACAAAAGUCUUUCGAAUAAGCUCCAAAAGUUGCAAAACCGGGCUGCCCGUAUUCUAACCUUCUCCAGUUAUGACACAAGCGCUGAUCCUCUUCUUGAGCAACUCAACUGGAAACGGUUGGAUACUCAGCGACAAAUACAAGUGGCCACCAUGGUCUAUAAAUCUAUACAUGGUCUUGCGCCCGACUAUCUUGGUUCUCUUUUCACUAAAUAUAAUCCACCUUAUAAUUUAAGGAACUCUGAAAACAAACUAGCUGUUCCAUUGCCCCGCACCAAUUUCUUGAAAAAUAGCUUUAGCUAUAAUGGUGCGGUUAUCUGGAACAGCUUGUCCCCUGAAUUGCGGCAAGCAAAAUCACUUAAUUCUUUUCGAAAUGGUUGUCGCGAUUUCUUUGACUGA
Molecule: messenger RNA, 549 nt
Organism: Porites evermanni
Lineage: Eukaryota; Metazoa; Cnidaria; Anthozoa; Scleractinia; Poritidae
Source: the annotation of a GenBank genome assembly